Messenger RNA from Epinephelus fuscoguttatus (brown-marbled grouper), 594 nucleotides. RefSeq lists its product as uncharacterized. The transcript is spliced from 5 exons. The coding region runs from base 1 to 576 and encodes 191 amino acids. NCBI's taxonomy places the organism in Eukaryota, Metazoa, Chordata, Actinopteri, Perciformes, Serranidae. The record is from RefSeq and is a predicted model, not a curated record.
AUGCACAGGUCCUACCAGCCGCUAAAGCCCGUCACCAACCGCUACCUGCAGCAGAGAUGGGACCAAAACAACUACGACAACCACCGCAGGAAGGUGUGCUCCGCCCUGCCAGUGGUGGACAACAAGGGAAUGAGGACGCCAGCUCAUGUCCACCUCAAGCUCAAAAAACUACAGCUGCAGGACGAGCGGCUGUCCAUCAUCGACAGAGACAACCGUCUCCUGGCCUCCAAACUGGCCAACAUUGUUUGCUCUAAAGGACUGGUGGACCAUCACAACCAGUACCACCUGAGGAGUCUGAAUGCAGAGAAGAGGAGGGAGGAGCUUCUACAGGUGAGCCGUCAGAAUCAAGCCAUCUACCAGCGAAUCACAUCUCGCCAGUCAGAGUACCGCCGCCAGCUGUGGUUGGACGACUGGGAGAGGGCGGAGCGCCGGCGGAACGACAUAUCCCGAUACCCCCAAGGGCUCGGUGAGAAACAGAGGUCUCACAGGAAGGUGAAGUUUGCGGCCGUGGAGGGCAGCGAGCGGACGACGAGCUGCAGCAACACCGACACUGACAGGACCGAAAGAGAAACCUGAGACACAAACACACAACAA